UAUUCUGGAGCAGAAAGGCUGUGGGUGUGUGUCCCUUUGGGCAGAGAACAGUCAGAGCAGAUUUUUUUUUAUUUUUUCAGGGAGGUGAAACAGAACAUAAGGAAGUAGCCGGUUGCUCAAUGAUUAUUGCUAAACAAUGAGCCAAAGGGAAACUUUGUGAGAUUUCUGUUCAAAGAUGAGUCCUGAAGGGUUUGGGUACUUAUUCAAAGACUCUUUCAGAGUGUCUGUGUUAGCGGCAGAAGAGAAGAAGUGGAACUAAAAAACGGUAAGACUGAGAAGAAGCAAGACCAGGGAGGAGCUGUUUUCUAACCUAAACCUUAUUGAGGACUGACUGAACAAAAUGGGAAAAUCUGCCUCAAAGCAAUUUUCGGAGGAGCUGCUGCGAUGCCAUAAUGAGUACAGGAAGAAGCACCAGGCUCCUGAACUGAAGCUGAGCAGCAAGCUGAGCACGGAAGCUGCCCGCUAUGCAGAAAGUUUGGCCAGUAUACGGAUCCUAAAACACAGUGAGGCCUCGGCUAGAGGAAGCUGUGGAGAAAACCUUGCAUGGGCCUCCUAUGACCAAACGGGUAAAGACGUGACAGAUCGCUGGUAUGAAGAAGUGAAGCAGUACAACUUCAGCCGUCCAGGAUUUACCACUGGCACUGGGCAUUUCACAGCAAUGGUGUGGAAGAACACCAAAAAGCUGGGUGUGGGCAAAGCCGUGGCAUCAGAUGGUUCUUCCUUUGUGGUGGCCAGAUAUUUCCCAGCAGGAAACAUCACCAACCAGGGACACUUUGAGAAUAAUGUUCUCCCAGCUAAAGCCAGCUCCUGAAGAGAAUAUUGAUCUCCUGAACUUGGCUUGGCCAUACGGCAGUUACUCAGGGGUUGGGGGUGGGGGUGGUUGACUGCCUGCCCACCUCCCAUGGGAUACAGCUGGGAAAUCUUAUCUCAGCAGAAAUCCAAGCGCCUCCCACAUAGGUUUUAUACUUUUUUCAUAACAUGCUCAAACCCUGUGCUUUUUUCAAGUUACUAGUAAAAUCUUCAUGUGAGUCAGAUCUUUUUAAUUCAGUCAAUUGUUUUGUUGCUUUUCAUCUAAGAAAAACUCUCGACAGUAUUUUAUUGUAACUUUUUAUGUGCAUUAAAUGUACUUUUUGUGUAAAAGUGUGUCAUAAGAAGAUAUAAAGCCGUUGCUGUGUUUUUACGCUAAUAAAACAUCCUUCAAACGUCUGGAUUAAUCUUU
Oryzias latipes (Japanese medaka) is the source of this 1219-nucleotide messenger RNA. RefSeq names its product GLI pathogenesis-related 2, like (gene glipr2l). NCBI's taxonomy places the organism in Eukaryota, Metazoa, Chordata, Actinopteri, Beloniformes, Adrianichthyidae. Gene Ontology annotation, cellular component: extracellular region. The record is from RefSeq and is a predicted model, not a curated record.